[Torrubiella] hemipterigena is the source of this 818-nucleotide messenger RNA. The record is from the annotation of a GenBank genome assembly. Lineage: Eukaryota; Fungi; Ascomycota; Sordariomycetes; Hypocreales; Clavicipitaceae.
CUUCGCGUGCGCUUGUAUGGUGACUAGCCGGCCGGAUUAAUAAAACUCCACCGAAAUUUGCGGUCCUUCGAGCUUCGCAGCUUGAGAGCGUGCCUCCAAGCAGAUCGUUGAUCAAGCACAAGACCUACAGAAUCCUCCAGCCUUUCCGGAUUUCGCCACAUAUAUUCGACUGGCGCCAACUCUGAACGACCAAAGUUUCCGAUUCCCAUAAAAGCGCAUUACUAUUCACAAUGACUGGUCGCGGUGGUGGCGGUGGUCGCCGCGUUUUGCUCCCUCCCAUUAACAUGAUUUUCAAACUCCUCCAAAGCAACGCCACCGUCAGUGUAUGGCUGUACGAACAGCUCGCCAUCCGAAUCGAGGGCAAGAUUAGAGGCUUUGACGAGUUCAUGAACCUUGUCAUUGACGAUGCUGUGGAGGUUAAGCAGGUCACAAAGACAAACGAUAAGGAGUCGAGGAGGCCAUUAGGCCAAAUCUUGCUCAAGGGAGACAACGUGUCACUGAUUCAGAACUUGUCUGCGUAAAGCGUUGGCGAAAAUGGACGAUAAAAAAUCCCGGCUUUAGCACCCGAGGCUGGGUUACUACGACCUAAAGAUUGAAAUUUAAAAGGGAGAUACUGCGUCAGUUCUCUUUAUUGGCAUGGAUAUAACUGGGAGACGGAUUACUUUUGUUUCGUUGUGAUGAACAAUUGCUUGGUUGUUUUUGAGGCGUCUGGUACUUGGCUUAAAACUGCUACCUAGUCAAACGAGUUUUGUUGACAAACAACUUUUCUUUGCAUGUCGUUUUGGAAAUCUGAUCUAAGUGAAAAUAAAACUUUAAAA